AUGGCUGAAUCAUCAAAGAUAGCGACAGAAGUCACUCUUUUUCUAUGUCCAAUCACACAUCAACUUUUCAAUGAUCCUGUUUUGGCUGAAGAUGGGCACACAUAUGAAAGGGAAGCAAUAGUUCAAUGGAUACAAACUCAUGGAACUAGUCCACUUACACGACAGUCACUCAAUGUUAAUCAGCUACGCCCCAAUUAUACAAUCAAGAAGAUAGUCGAUGAGUUUCGAUCGAAGAAUUUCUAUUUUAAAUUAGAUGUACAUAUAAAAAAGAAAUCCCGUCGAGCACUAUUUCAAGCACAUGGAAAAACUGUAUGGGAAGCAGAAUGGAUUGGAAAAGAUGGACCACCGAUAUGUUUAAUGAAAAUAAAUGGUGUUAAAGCAUUAAAAGAAGCAUCAUUUUACGAAACGAUGACUCGACAUCCAUAUAUUGUAAAGACAUACGGAAUCGUCGACGAGUCUGCGGACGUAAUAUCACAUUCAAUUAUGCUAUUACAAGAGUAUGCACCUGAGGGCAAUUUAUUUGAAUUAUUACAAGAGCAGUCAUCUAUACCUAAUCCGCAUAUCUUAUGUGAAAUGUUUGUUCAAAUAUCUGAUGCUAUGGUAUUUUUGGCACACAAUAAGAUUGUACAUGGUGACUUGGCAUGCCGAAACGUAUUAGUAUUUCGAUACGAUGCAAACGAACCGAAAAACAAUCUUGUCAAAUUAACAGAUUUUGGUCUUAGUCAAGGAAGUUCAAUGUAUGCUCCAGUGGGAUCAGCAUCAAAAACAACAUUGACCAUAGUUCCAAUACGCUAUGCUGCUCCUGAAGUUCUUAGUAAUAGUAAUGAUAGAAAUUCAUAUACAGAAAAAUCUGAUAUGUUUUCAAUGGGUGUAUUGAUGUGGGAAGGAUAUACCAAAGGUGAAAUGCCAUGGUCAAAUAUUGAAACUGACAGCGAAGUUUCUCGAAGAGUUAUAAACGGUGAACGUUUAAAACAGCCAUCGAAAUGUAAUGAUAGAAUGUGGUCAGUGAUAUUAAAAUGUAUGGCACAACAACCAAAUGAUCGGCCAUCAUUUGAAGAAUUAAAACGUCAAUUAUUAGGAUUUGUGUUAAAUUCUGUAAACACACCAGGUAAAAUGAAAACGAUUUAG
This is a messenger RNA of Rotaria sp. Silwood2, 1128 nucleotides long. NCBI's taxonomy places the organism in Eukaryota, Metazoa, Rotifera, Eurotatoria, Philodinida, Philodinidae. The record is from the annotation of a GenBank genome assembly.